AUGGUCAACUCCUGUUGUGGUUCUGUGUGCUCUGAGCAGGAGACCUGCUGCCGCCCCAGCUGCUGCCAGACCUCCUGCUGCCGCCCCCGCUGCUGCAUCUCCAGCUGCUGCCCUACCCCCUGCUGCAGACCGCAAUGUUGCCAGUCUGUGUGCUGCCAGCCCACUUGCUGCAGACCCAGCUGUUGCAUCUCCAGCUGCUGCAAGCCCCCCUGCUGCAAGCCCACAUGCUGCCGCCCCACCUGCUGCAUCUCCAGCUGCUGCCAGCCCAGCUGCUGCCAGCCCACUUGCUGUCGCCCCACCUGCUGCAUCUCUAGCUGCCAGCCCACUUGCUGCCAGCCCACAUGCUGCAUCUCCAGCUGCUGCAAGCCCCCGUGCUGCCAGCCCACUUGCUGCAGACCCACCUGCUGCAUCUCCAGCUGCUGCAAGCCUCCGUGCUGCCAGCCCACAUGCUGUCGAAAUUUAAAGGACCCUCUGGUCAAUUCAGUGGACACAUACCCAAUAAUAGGAAUUAUGUCAAUGUAUCCCAACAAGGAUUCUGCAUCCAUGUCAUGA
This is a messenger RNA of Ochotona princeps (American pika), 552 nucleotides long. Its product is annotated as keratin-associated protein 4-6-like. The record is from RefSeq and is a predicted model, not a curated record. NCBI's taxonomy places the organism in Eukaryota, Metazoa, Chordata, Mammalia, Lagomorpha, Ochotonidae. Gene Ontology annotation, cellular component: keratin filament. The transcript has 3 exons. The coding region runs from base 1 to 552 and encodes 183 amino acids.